UUGAUUCGUUGUCCAGGGAGAUCGCUCUUUAAUUCUAAGGACUGGUAUUGAUUUUCUAAAAUAUAGCUGAUCAGAUCGUCCCAGCUGACCGGCAAUCAAAAGACGAGAGACACCACAUAUCGUGGCGCAUAACAAUACGAUACGUAUAUUAAGUGCUAUAUUCAUCAUUCCACGAACUCUAUCUUGAACGAUGUCUAUUCGUAAUGGUCGGUUUUAAGUAUUUUGGCUUGCGUACAUAUAAGAAAAUAAGAACAUCCCUGUAUGUAUUGUGGCUGAUUCAUUCUGAGUGCUAUUUUUAUUUUCUUUUAUAGUUUAUUGCUUGAAAUGUACAUAACCAGUUUUUUCUCUUGAGCAACUCUUCUCUAUAAAUGCGACUCUCGCUCAGACGGCCGCGGUAGUGUUCCAUUCGAUACCGUCGACACAGUUUGCUCCGUUACCAGUUAGUGCGACAACAAAAAUGACGACACGACUAAUCGGUGUCUAUCUCGUGAUCAUCUUCGGAUUGAUGUGUGUCUAUGCAGAAGAAGAGUUAUAUUCUGACAAAUAUGACAACAUCGACAUCGACGGUAUCCUUAAUAAUGACAGAUUGCGGAAUCAGCAUCGUAGAUGCUACAUAGGUCUAGCACCAUGCAUAACAGCAGAUAUGAAGUUCUAUAAAAAAUUUAUCGGCGAAGCUAUCGCAACAAAAUGCCGAAGAUGUACCGAAAAGCAAAAGCAAAAUUUGAAUAAAUUAGCUGACUGGUACGUAACAAACAAACCAGAAGAAUGGAACGAAUUCAUUGCGAAAAUGAUAGAAGCACAAAGAGAGAAGAAUAGAGGACGAUAAAUAACUGACUACGAUAAUCACAGAACAAUAAUGUUAACCAAUUGUUAGCGACGUUAAUCAGUAUUAAUUGUAUAAAGUAUUUCAAUUGCAGAGAACUUUUUUAUAUUUAGAGCAAAAAUAAACAUAUAGCAGUAAAGAAUAUAUAGUUUAUGAUUUUUGUAACUAACACUCGUACCCAUCGAUAUUGUGUUAUUGGAAUAAUUUGUAAAAGCACAGUAAUAUUCAGAAUUCGUUUACAUCAUGAUGGUAAAUUUUUUCAAUAUAAAUUGCGUCGUUUGUAUUCAUCAUAUUUUUACUUUACAAACGAAUCACUCAGAAACUUUCCUGAGGUGACGUCCUCCCUAAAAAAGUGAACUGGAAUGUUCACGAAACGUUGGAAAUAAAUCUAAGAUGAACGCAGCAUAAAUCCAGAAAUCAAAUCAAACAUUUAAUCACGGACGGUGUUAGGAAUUUUUGAGAAACAAUUGACAGUACGCGCCGUCGAUUAUGUAUAAUUUUGCGUCGUUAAAUCUGUAUCGAGUGAGCGUAUUAUUUGAUUCUCUCAGAGGGAAAAUGAGGAGUUCACAUGCGAAAUUUUAAACGGCGCUUUAAAAACUAAAAUGAUCUACGUUCACAUCUGAUCAUAGAAGGCAUAUUAUCAUCUGAUAAAUUGAUAUUUCUUAUAUAUACGUAAUGCGAAAUGUAAUAAAACAUAAAAAAAUUUAUAGGAUAAAAUCCUCAUUGCGAAUCAUUACAAAUUCACUCUUACAUAAUCAAAUGCGCUCUCAGAAAUACAGAUUUUUUCAGUUUUUCUCUGUACUUCUUACGCUAAUGUUACGUACGAUAUGUAUGUGGUAUAUUCAACAUGUUUUGCUACGUAUGUAUAUGUAGAGGAAAAACUUAUUAACUUUGUAGAGACUAUAUUAAUAAAAAUUGCGUUUAAUUUAA
Molecule: messenger RNA, 1753 nt
Organism: Harpegnathos saltator (Jerdon's jumping ant)
Lineage: Eukaryota; Metazoa; Arthropoda; Insecta; Hymenoptera; Formicidae
Product: ejaculatory bulb-specific protein 3
Exons: 2
Coding region: 458-826 (122 amino acids)
Source: RefSeq, a predicted model, not a curated record